UUCCCGGAUCUCCACCUCUGCGUGUCCUGAUUACGCCGCGCGGCGCGCUCGCACGUUUCUGUGCUCAGCCCUGUCCCCCCUCCUCCCGACUCACUUAGUUGAAAGGAGGAAAAAAAUAAUAAAGUCAAUUAUACAACGUUUUGCAGUCCACCCCCGCCCCCCUCUCACCUCUCUCUCCCUCUCCAGCCGUUACUACCCGCCGCCUUUCUCCACAUGCGGUGGAGUGCUGGGCCCCGGCGGACCGGCUCCAGCCAUGUCGGCGAGCAGUGCAGCGGCCGGCGGCGGUGACAGACCGACUGGGGAAGAGACAGGUUUUCCGCCAUGCUGUGGUGCUGUGAGACGAGCCAGCUAAUGACGGAUUGACAAGCACAGGGGAUGCGUUGGAGGACAGACUCCAGAGUCACUCUGUCUCCAUUUCCAGUCUGGUGACCCCCCCUUCAGCCGCUGGCAUGGCCUCUGGCAUGGAGCUGCCGAGGAAACGAAAGGGUAGCAUGGACAACAAGGAAACAAAAUCUGCAUCGAUGCUGGAUGAGGAUAUGGAGGAUGAACAUGAAAGGUCAGAAGGGGAUGAUCAACAUGUGAAAAUUAAGUGUUUCAGGGAACCUCACAGCCAAAUUGAGAAAAGGCGACGGGACAAGAUGAAUAACCUGAUUGAUGAGCUGUCGGCAAUGAUUCCCACCUGUAACCCAAUGUCCCGCAAGCUCGACAAACUCACUGUGCUGCGCAUGGCUGUGCAACACCUCAAAUCACUCAAAGGUGCAACCAGCUCCUUUGCAGAAGCCAAUUACAAGCCUUCAUUCCUCCCGGAUGAUGAACUCAAGCACCUUGUCCUCAGGGCUGCUGAUGGAUUCCUCUUUGUGGUUGGUUGUGACAGAGGGAAAAUAGUCUUUGUUUCAGAGUCUGUCUCGAAGAUACUGAACUACAGUCGGCCAGAGCUGAUUGGUCAGAGCUUGUUUGACUAUGUUCACCCCAAGGACAUCGGAAAAGUAAAGGAGCAGCUUUCAGCCUCAGAACUGUAUCCACGGGAACGCCUUAUAGACGCCAAAACGGGACUGCAGGUGCAGGCAGAUUUGCCUGUGGGAGCCGCUCGGCUCUGCUCAGGGGCUCGCCGCUCCUUCUUCUGCCGAAUGAAGUACAACAAAGUCACUGUUAAAGAAGAAAAGGACUUCCAGGCAGGCUCUUCCAAAAAGAAAGAAUCUCAGCGAUACUGUACGGUUCACUGCACCGGCUACAUGCGCACCUGGCCUACCAGCCAGCUCUGCACAGAAGGUGAGGCUGAGGCCGACAAAGACAGCUCACACUUCAGCUGCCUGGUGGCCAUAGGUCGUGUGCACCCUCACACCGUCCCCCAGGCCAAUGGAGAAGUAAAGGUCAAGCCCACAGAGUUUGUCACUCGCUGUGCCAUGGAUGGCAAAUUCACCUUUGUGGAUCAACGAGCCACCACCAUUCUUGGCUACCUGCCUCAGGAGCUGCUAGGCACAUCCUGCUAUGAAUACUUCCAUCAGGACGACUUGCCUCAUUUGGCAGAGAGACAUCGAAAAGUGUUGAGAAGUAAAGAGAAGAUUGAGACAAACUGCUACAAGUUUAAAACGAAAUACGGUUCUUUUGUCACCUUGCAAAGUCAGUGGUUUAGUUUUAUAAAUCCCUGGACCAAAGAAGUAGAAUACAUAGUGUCAACAAACACAGUCAUAUCUGGUAAGAGUAAUCCAGGUGGGUCAGGGGACAAGUCAGAACAGCCUGUUGAUUCCAAGGCCUCUGAAGAUGAUGGUAAGAAGUCCCUACCCAUCAUCCCAGGGAUCUCCAAUGCCUCAGGCACAAUGAUAUAUGCUGGAAGCAUUGGGACUCAAAUCGCUAAUGAGUUAUUAGACUUCAAUAGGAUGAACUCCUCCCCAUCCAGCGGCAAUGCCAGCCCCUUCAGUCUGCUUCAGGACAAGUCUCCACUGGCCCUCACGCAAGCUAGCAGCAACGUGCCAAAUGGGGAGGCAACAGAUGUGGAGAUUCCCGGCAAAUCAAGCUCUGAGGAUGACGCACGAAGCGGACCCUUUGCAGCAGGCGAAAACGUCUUGGAGGGAAGCUCUCAGUUGGAUCUUGAGGGGGUUCCAGGGCUGGGAAGCCUGAGCAGUGACGAAGCUGCAAUGGCCGUCAUAAUGAGCCUGCUUGAGACUGACGCCAACUUGGGCGAGGCUGUGGACUUUGACGAGAUGCACUGGUCUCUCUAACCUCACGGCUCCAAUGUCUUUCUAUUUUUCGUAUUUCUUUUUUUUUUUUUUUUUUUUUUUGGAAACUUUUUAUUUCAUGAUGGUCUUUUGUUUUUAAAACAAACCUUCCAUUGCUGGCAGAUCAUCUACAUUCUCUGGCUCCUAGACAUUUUUAAUUUAUGCUCUUGUGAAAGAUACAGCAAGUCCUCCGAUGAUUCCUCAGUGGAAGUGAAUGGGAUCCACAGAAAAGGACACCUCCAAACACUUAUCCUUUUUUCUUAUUCUCUGUCUAUCUUCCAGCUGGAUGAUGAGCAAGGGUCUGCUUGAGGAAGCUGAGUACCUUAAGCAACAAGACCAGAUUUUAUUGGUCCGCUGUGCAUUUCUCUUCUCUGAGGACGCAGGUUGAGGGACAGUUGUUAGCCCCACUCUCCUGUGCUGAGAAAAGCAUGCUUCAGCCAAGCCAUAAAGCAAGUACCCAAAUGGUCCACUGUUCUUCAGUGGAUGAAGGGACUUUUUUUGUAAUGUCCUUAGAUGUUCUUCACUUGAACUAUGUAUGGAGCUUUUUAAGGCAAAACCGCACUGAAAAUUUUUAACAGGAUCCCUACAUCUUUAAGGAGUCAAGGGAAGCCUGACAGUUAUUGCUCUUGUAAGCAGAAAGAGUUUGUUUGAGUGCUGAACCAGAACAACAUGGGGAUGAAGAGGCAGGCUUGUGGUCAUUUGUCAAAUAGAAGGACUUUGCAGGGACUUCUGAAUUGGCAUUGGGGUCUGAAUACCACCCCCCACCUCCUUUGGUCUCAAAAUCUGUGAACUUUUGUUUUAUUUGACCUUGGUUUAUACUUGCAGAUCUGCAUUCAGUGGUGUUUUUAAAAGUUAGUGAAUGAGGUCUAAGCUGAGUGAUUGAAUGCCAUACCAUGAAGGUCUCUUUCAGAACACGGAUAAACAAUAGGAGAAAAGCAGUGGAGAAGGCUAAAAAUCAUUAAAAUCAGUCCAGAACACUCAGGGAGCAACUGAAUGGGAAACCCUUUGCCAUCCAUUAUGUACAAGUCUUACUGCAAAUUAGAAUGCUUUCUGUUGGCAGUACAGUAUGUAUUUUUUGUGAACAAAUACCAGAAUUAAUAUACACACAGACACAUACACUACUCACAAAAAGUUAGGGAUAUUUGGCUUUCGGAUGAAAUUUAUGGAAAAAGUAAAAAGUUCACGCUACAGUGAUAUAUCAUGAAAGUAGGGCAUUUAAGUAGAAGCAUGCAGUGGUGAUUUCCUCAUCUCAAACAAUUUAUUGAAAUAAAAGCCAACAACAGUGAUGGGUAUACCCCAACAAAAAAUGUCAAUGUCUUAACAACUCGUCAUGUGCACUUGAGCAUCAGUUACAGCUUGACAAUGACUGUUCACAAGUCGACUCAUUGUCUGCUGAGGCAUUGCAUCCCAUUCUUCUUGAAGGGCGGCCCUCAGGUCAUUGAGGUUCUGGGGUACAGAGUUAUGAGCCUCUACAUGGCGACUCAGCUGAUCCCGUAGGUUUUCUAUGGGAUUGAGGUCUGGAGAGACCAUUUGAGGUACACCAGUCUCCAGCAGAUGUUCCCUAAUGAUGUGACCUCGAUGAGCUGGAGCACUGUCGUCCAAGAAGAUGAAAUGAGGCCUGUGUUGUUCAUGCAGAGGCACAGUGACUGGAUUAAUGAUGUUAUUCGGUAGUAUGGGCUUGUCACUGUAACAUUCACAAGUGUAGGGCAUUUCUGUAUUGACUAGACACACCUGCCCACACUGCAAGUUGUGCAAAAAGUACUGAAACAUUGAACAGUUGGGCAUGUGCAUUCAGAAGUAUAGAGAGGGCCACAUUAAGUUCACGUGUAAAGGUUAGAGUGCAUUUUGGUUUCAUCCUGAAAUUUCACCCGAAAGCCAAAUAUCCCUAACUUUUUGUGAGUAGUGUGUGUAUAUAUAAUGAGGAAGAAAGCCUCCAAAUGAUUACAGGAAAAGGAAAAAUCCUACUUUAGAACCAGACUUUAGAUUUGCACAUUAGACAUUAGAUUUGUACUUCAAAUAGAACUCUGUUCUAUAGCUCCAUCCUCAAUGCUUUUAAUCUUUGCCCGAUUAGCUCCCAUUAGGAUACUGAUCAUUUCUGACGUCUAUGCUGUGACUGUGCUCAGAGUCUUUCAACUAAGUACGCACAAUCAGUAAGAGCCUUCCACAGACUAAGCUAUGGCCUACAUGCAAUAUCUGACUAGCAAAAUAAUAGUAAUUAGCCAAGUUUGGCUGCCAUCAAUUGUGGUUCGGUAGAAACAUAAUUUAAAAACUCUUUUCCAAGUAUUAAUAGUGACCUCUCUGCAACAGACCUGUUUUCCCCACUUCCCCACUUCACUUUCCCUCAACUGGCAGCAACACAGUUGCACUGUUGAGUUUUAAAAAAAAAAAACAUGUUGGCGUCUAAUGGCCUUAUUCGCUGGCAUGUGUUUGACUCUUACUGACAUACCAAAGUCAUUUUGAGUGACAGGAUAAUUCAGGUUCUCUGCUGCAGUGUAUCUUUAAUGUACUAGAAUAAUCUCCUGUAAUUCUGUAUCAUUGGUGUGUUUGUUUUGAAGAGGUUUUGGUAAAUGUGCUUGUUCAUGUUGAUCAUUUCAAAUGCUAUCCAGACUACUACUUGAAGGGAGGAGGGUCCCAUCCUCAGUUCCACGAGACUCCCGUGUAUGUUUUCCCACCAAUGUGUCCAGAAGCUCCACCUGCCUGUUUGAGACAUGAUUGAGCUUGACCACAGUCCCUCUCUUCCCCAUGCGUCGCUUUACCAAACACAUGGACUGGAGAGUAUUUAGGAAGGGCAUUUCCAUUAAACCUGCUUGGUAUUUCAUGGGAUCAUUUGUAAGUGCUGUUGUGACUACACACUUAAAAAAAAAAAAAAAAAAAAAAAUUGUUCUUCAAGGGUUCUUUAAAAAAGAAAAUUGUCUUACAUAGAGCCCGUUGCAUGCUUAAAGGGUUCCUCAGGUUGAUGGAGAAUGUCUUUUAUAUGGUUCUAUUUAGAACCUUUUUCUUCUACAUAGCACCUAAAAGGGUGCUUCCAUUGUUACAAGCUUCACUUUGUAAAAAUAGAAGAACCCUUUGGUCCUAUAUAGAAUCCUUGUCAAAAAGGCUCUGAAUAGAACCAUUUACAGCACAUCCUCUAUCAGGCUGAAGAACCCUUUAAGGUGAGCAAAGAACACUUUAAUCAAGCAAAAGAUUCUUUAUGUAUUCAUUAUAACCUUUUUUUGUUGAAGAACCCUUGAGAAACCAUCUGUUUCUAAGAGGGUAGGCAAAUUUUCCAUACCAUGUUAACGGUUUGGAGUACUAGCCAAUUGGCAGCCUGGUAUGAUGGCCAAUGAGGGCUUAGAUUGGUCAGCUGGGGCCUUAAGCACAGGAACAGCUGCUCUCUCCACCCAUACGAACAAGCAGUGAGCUGUGACACAUGUGCCAUAACUAUGAGAGGCAAAAAAAAAAUCAUUAAUUGUCUGUCUUUGAGUUAUUGUUUUACUUUAGAAUCUAUGUACUGUGUGCAUUCAUGCCCUGGCACAAUGUCACUGUUUUUCAGUGUGCGUAUGUACUAUAUGUGUCAUCUGCUGCAGUGGCACUAAGCAAAAAUUGAGUACUGUACUUAGGUUAGAACCACAGACCUUAUCUUCUACUGCUUUUAGCCCCAGUUUCAGAUAUCUUGAAAUAGCCUGCAUAGAAAUAUGCUAGUGUUUUUUUUUUUUUUGUUUGUUUGUUUGUUUUUUUUUGUUCCCUUUUCUUCCAGUGAUAUCCAUGCAUGCCGCCUUUUUGUGUACCUGUUAAUUUAGCUUUUUUCUACUUUUUUGUUAGUGGUAGAUAAAGGUGUUGUUUGCCUUAUGAGACAGACUGGGAUUUUGUCAUUUUGUUUUUUUCUUUCUUCUCCUUUUGUCUUGGAGAGUGGUGGUUAGUGUGGACUGUAGACUGUUCAUCCACUGGGGACUUCUUCUACAUUUGCGGUUUCCACAGUUCCUCCCUUCCAUGAACUGCUUGUGAGGGGAAUGUGGGUUGGACAUGAGCAGGCCACCGUCCUGCAUGCACUCUGUCUAAGCCUUUGGCAGAGGCUGUUGGAAAACAGGGGGACUUCAUCGAUGCCAGUUCCACACAGCCUCCUCUGUAUUUUUUUUUCAUCCUCCUUCCCGUUAUAUUAUAAAGCACUUAAGUGUAUGACACCAUCGCUGCUGCUGUCAACAGGUCUGGUUCAUGGCAGCGAAGCUGUCUCUCUCCGAGCUAUCCUGUAAAAAGAUUCUUAAAUAAACAUUAGUUUCAUUUA
Molecule: messenger RNA, 6477 nt
Organism: Pygocentrus nattereri (red-bellied piranha)
Lineage: Eukaryota; Metazoa; Chordata; Actinopteri; Characiformes; Serrasalmidae
Gene: bmal2
Product: aryl hydrocarbon receptor nuclear translocator-like 2
Exons: 18
Coding region: 450-2219 (589 amino acids)
Biological process (GO): regulation of transcription by RNA polymerase II
Cellular component (GO): aryl hydrocarbon receptor complex; cytoplasm; transcription regulator complex
Molecular function (GO): RNA polymerase II cis-regulatory region sequence-specific DNA binding; protein dimerization activity; DNA-binding transcription factor activity, RNA polymerase II-specific
Source: RefSeq, a predicted model, not a curated record